This is a messenger RNA of [Candida] anglica, 3387 nucleotides long. The record is from the annotation of a GenBank genome assembly. Lineage: Eukaryota; Fungi; Ascomycota; Pichiomycetes; Serinales; Debaryomycetaceae.
ACUACAUUAAGAAGAAAGUUAGCGAUAAUUUAAAAGGAUACAUUUUAGAGUACGGUUCUCAUAUUUAUUGUUUGCAUAUAACACCACCUCGAGCAUACCAUCAUGGCCCAAGUGGGAAAGAUAUCUUCACAAGAGGGAAUUAGUUCUCUCGAAGAUGAUGAAGAUACUUUCAUAUUUAAUCGUAGGGAAGCCAUCGAGAUAAAAUCAGCCAAAGAAUCUGCUGAUUACGAGUUUAAGAAGGAAAGAACAUCCAAAUACUGGAUUCAUGGAAUAAAGCUUCCUCAUACAGUCGUGAAAUAUGUACCCGAAGAAGAAGGUACGAAAAUGAGAGUAUAUGGUGACAAUAGUGAUAGUGCAGUAUUCGAGCCACAAAUCUUUGUUCAACCUAUUGAUAAUGAUGUGUUUGCAGGAACUACUACUGCAACCGCAGGCAUAAAGAACCACGCGGUCCUAGACGACUUACCAAGUGAAAUACUUGCGAAGGCAGAGGCACCGCAGGGAUUUUCAGGAUACUACUCUAUCCCCAAGGCUACAGUAAACUUUCCACGAUCACCUAAAGACCCUGUAUUGAAUGCAAGAAUGAGAAAAAAGGUCCCAAAAUUGACUUAUCAUAAUUAUUUCAAUUUAAAUGGUUUUGUAUAUUCUUUUGGAGGAUUGUAUACUACAAACUUCUUGGAUCUCAAAUAUUUGGGAAUUCCGAAUGAUGUUAAUCUUGACAUGAUUUCAGUGCACCUACCAUGUGAUUUGCCGCCAUAUUUGGAUAGAAAUAUACUCAUGAAUCCAUUUAUGAGAACGAACCCUCAUUUAAUUGAAACUCUGAAUGCAAGAGGUACCAUUAAAUACUUGGAUGAAAAUGCAUCUACGCCAUACCCAAAGCAUAUAUCUGGAAUGACGGCGUGUCAAUUAUCAAAGGCACAAAUUUUCUUUUAUGGUGGGUUUGAAAUAAAAGUCACAUCUACAAAAUAUAACCCAAACAUUGAUAGAUGGAUUAUUGAAAAACAAGUCUUAUUGAAUUCAAAUGGCUAUAUAUUUGAUACAUUCACCUCAUCAUUUUCUAAAGUGGAACUCAAUUGGAAGAAUGGGCAAUCUGUUCCGGGAAGAAUUGGUAAUGCUAUUGAAGCACUGAUUUAUGAACAAUCAUUUGAAAGUAUUACACCCGAAGUUCCACAAAGUUAUAAGGAGAGUCAUGUUCCACUGCCUCCUGUGUUUGGAAAUAAUAGCAGUAGUAGCAGUAGUGUUAUGUCUGAUGUGUCAACAUACCCAAGAAUGCAACUGCCACUCCCAUCGUCUCCGCUUCAACAUGAAUCUACACCCCCCAAACAGACAAAUACACGCUUGAGAGUCCAGGAAAUUGAAACAAAUACAAGUACAAGUAGUGGCUCUUCGUCUCGACUUGAGGUAACAAAUGUCACUACUAUAAAUCAAGUUACACAACAACAACAACAACAACAACAACAACAACAACAACAAUCAUCAAGUCCAACGACCCCUGUUCCAGUAGAAACUGGUGGUGCAACAACUCAAGGACCUAAAACCAGUUCGCAGUCAGCAGCGGUGAAACAAACUACCGUUGAACAACUAAAAUCACCAACUGUGAGUAGACUAAACAGUUCCGCAUCAACUGGGAAUUCUAAGGUCGCCAAUGUAUUGGGUAAAUCUGCUAAACUCUUCCAUAGAAGUCACCAAAAGAGCACAUCUUCAUCGGCAAGUUCUGCUACUUCUUCGAAUCACUUGAAAAACACAUAUUCGAAACAGGUUAAACAACAUCGGUCAAAUUCAAAUCAUAGUAGUAGACCAGUUUCUCCAGUUUUAAAGGUUGCGCUGCCAACACCUGUACAUCCCAAACAGAAUAUGUCUCGUUUGAAUACAGAUCAGACAUGGCAAGCAGGUACGUCGUCAUCUUCAGCUAGUGGCUCAGUAAAUAAGAAGGGUAUUCCAGCAUAUUUAUCACCCACAGGUGCUACUGAUUUGAGUUUUGAGGUGAAAUCGCCCCCAGGAACCCCAGCUGUACAAGGUGGUAGUAACACCCCAGAUCAAAAACUAGCUGCAUUUAGUCCUUUAUGGACACACGAAAGACGUUCCAAAGAAGCCACUACUGAAAAUGCUGUGAAUACUACAGGAUUUGUGAGUGUAUGUGUAUUCAUUUUUGGUGGCUUUAAAUCAAAAGAUGGAGACUCGCCUUAUGUUACAGCUUUCGAAGCUACAGAUGAGUUUUUGAAGAUAGAUUUGUUGAUUCAACUGUCUUCGUAUAAUUACUUGGAUUUUGGUGAUCUGGCUAAUGUCUUUAAAGUGGGAACCGGGGCCGAUAUAAGGAAGGAAUUAUGGCCGACCCCAAGAGGAUAUUUUGCCAGUGCAUUGAUUGAUGUGAAUUCUUCCAUGGAAGAUAAUUGUCAAAUAAAGUUAUACGCAGCUUCAUCGACAAGUGAUGCGAUUGAAGAUUCUGGAGAUGAAUUAAACAAUUCAAUACCAUCAUCAUCGAGACAAUCUACCCUGUCCACUCGCAAAAAUGUAAGAACUUUAGAAAAUUAUUUUAGUGGGAAGGCUUUACUCGUACAAGGUGGUUGUAAUGAAGAUUAUGAAACAUUUAGUGAUUUUUAUUUAUUUAUUUUUGACACUGGGAAAUGGCAAAGUAUGUCAACAUAUGCGUAUGAUUACUUUGAUUCGCCACUUAAGCCAUGGGAGGAUGAAAAUAUUCUUAACCUCACACCAGAAAAGAUUGAACAAGAUGCAGAUUUAGUAGAAGCUGAACUUCGGUCAUGCCAUCAUCAAACAUUGUACUUCAAAAACGAAGAACGAGAUUAUCUUUUCUUCAUUGGUGGCUUUAAUAACGAUUAUUUACGACAAUAUGAUCCAGUACCAUAUGAAAGUGAUAAAUUUGAUGUACUGAGGUUGUCAAGAUUUCAAUUUGCGGGACAAAACAAUUUCAUAUCUAGAAUUAUGAUUUUAAAUCUACAAACUCAAACAUGGAGGUUUUUAAGAUAUUUCUACGAUGUGCGGCAUGUUAUUAAUGACUCCUUUUUAACUCAAUUGAAGGAAAAUCCUGGUUGGAUUAAUGCUCGUAUUUGUAAUGUUGGGGGUAGUAUGUCAUUAAAUGGUAAGACACUUACCAUUGGUCAUGGAUUAAUGGUUCCUGUUCCAGAAAAAACAGAAGAUUUUGAGGCAUUUAAAGAGAGAUAUGGAAGCGCAUUGUUAUGGGGAGGUCAUUUUACUUGGACAUUCCCUAGUUUAUAGACUGCUAAUUAAUAUUAUCAUGCAAAAUGCAUUAUCAAGAGGUAUUGUAAUUUUCCCUCUUUGUGUAGUGUUACAUAAGCGUUGCCGAAAUUCUUUGAUGAAAAAUAAAAAAAAAUUAAAAAAAAUUAAAAAAUUUGGGGAGAGAACUAAAGUGAU